AUGGAAACUGGCCAAUACUCCUCGUGGUCAGAACUUUUCCGUAUUCAAUGUCGAGCAUUCAAAGUUAUCGAUCACCUUAAACCUAAACUUGAGGCCUCCUCUUCAACAUCCGAAAAACCUCCUGUUGAUGAAGAGUGUGAUAGACUUGAUGCCAUUGUUUUACAAUGGAUGUAUAGUACUAUCUCAAAUGACCUCCUCAACACCAUUAUACGCCCCGAAAACACUGCCCAUGAUGCCUGGUCCACAUUGGAAGGCCUGUUUCAGGACAAUAAGAACGCGCGUGCGACCCAUCUGAUGCAGAAAUUCACCACAACUCGUCUUGACGGCUUCCCUAACAUGUCUGCGUAUUGUCAGGCCAUCAAGUCUCUCGCUGAUCAACUAGCCAAUGUCGGUGCACCUCUGGAUAACAAACGCCUCGUCCUACACCUUCUCGCUGGUCUCACCGAUCAGUACGAAGGCAUCUCCACUAUCUUGCAACAAAAAGAUCCUACGCCGACAUUCUAUGAGGCCCGUUCUCAACUACGUUUGAUUGAGAGUCAGAAAGACGAAAAAGCAUUGUAUGCCGCAACCGUUGCCAACCAGGCUCUUCACACUACCACCGACAAGCUGUCGCCGCCCUCUCAACCAUCUCAGCCGUCUUCACAGCAUGCUUACCCACCUGACUUCAAUACAGCCGUCUCCCGAGGCCGUGGCCGCUCACGAGGACGUGGUCGCGGCAGGUCAUCCGGGUCACGGGGUUGCGGACACACCUACGGCUCCUGGACAUCACCAACCACCUACACUUGGACCCCUAAUACACCGCCCCAUGGUUUCACUGGGCUGCUCCACCACCGUGUCCGUAACCAACCGCCAACGCUCUUCCCAACCACAACUCGGGUCAAGGCAUUCUCGGUCCACGUCCCCAUCAGGGACAUCAGGCGACUUACUCUCCAACUAACAUUCAACAAGUUCUAUACACUAUGUCCCUGA
Helianthus annuus (common sunflower) is the source of this 969-nucleotide messenger RNA. RefSeq lists its product as uncharacterized. Lineage: Eukaryota; Viridiplantae; Streptophyta; Magnoliopsida; Asterales; Asteraceae. The record is from RefSeq and is a predicted model, not a curated record. The transcript has a single exon. The coding region runs from base 1 to 969 and encodes 322 amino acids.